CCUAGAACAACCUUGGUUCGCGUAAAUGUAGGCUAGCUGCAUUGGUGGUGUGAAAAUACAUAUUUCCUGUGUGUGGGGAGUGUGGAGGGCGAUAGAUUUACGAAGGUCGGUGAAUAGUAGGACAACAACUCGCAAAGCCGCUAUAAGGAAGACCUUUUCAAUUUUCCGUGCAAGGGCAUACCUUGCAUCUAAGAUUAAUCUAGACUAAACGGCGUUGACUGACCUACUAACCGGUGCAGUUGUCAAAUCAUCGACCUUCAGCGUUCCAGCUAACGUAUUCACGAAUCAGUAUCAUACAGCUAGCAGACAUGGCUUUGGUGGGAUUGAGAGCCUCUUACCACAGGAUCCUGGAUAAAGUCGAGUUUAUGCUACCGCCCAAAUUGAGACCCCUUUAUAACCAUCCAGCAGGUCCAAAGACGGUAUUCUUCUGGGCUCCGGUGUUUAAAUGGGGCCUGGUUCUGGCCGGGCUUGCGGACCUGACUCGACCCGCGGAGAAGUUGAGCACUUCCCAGUCCGCCGUGCUCACCGCCACAGGGCUGAUUUGGUCCAGGUACUCCCUGGUGAUUAUUCCUAAGAACUGGAACCUCUUCGCUGUCAACUUCUUCGUAGGAGGUGCUGGUGCCUCCCAACUCUUCAGAAUCUGGAGACACCACCAGGAGCUGAAGGCCAAGGCCAAGGAGGCACAGCCCUGAGGCGUCCGUCCCGCCAAACCCCCCCCUCCCCCCCCCUGCGGACUGAAAAGGGAGCCUUCCUGCGGGUGUCACGUCCAUCAGCGUCCCCCCACACACACUUCCCCCAUUUCGCCCCGUGCCUUUCUUUCACAGAAAAGGACUCCAUUUAGUUUUUUUUUCUUUUUUUUUCUUUUUUUUUUAGUAACGGAGACCGUGUAUCUUAUCAGAGUUUAAGAAACUGCAGGUGUUUCUGUACAUAUUCCAUCGUUCCAAACCUAACAACCACCCGCCAAUUGCUACACAAAUACGCCGGAAUAAAGACCAUGUGGCUUUUUUUAGCAUAAUUUAAUAUGAAAUUAAAUGAUGAAUAUGUGACUGUAUGUUCAUGUGCUAAUUUAAGAAGUAUUUAACAUUAGUGUCUUUGGUCUGAGAAAAUGUUGCUUUUCCAAUUUUUCUUUUUGAAAUCCAUCUCACUGUUUUUUUUUUUUUACACAUGAAAUGCCUGGUUUGGCUUGAAUACUGUAUAAGGAAUGUCUCCUAAUAAAUUUUAGAAUGGUUUUGA
Messenger RNA from Conger conger (European conger), 1233 nucleotides. RefSeq names its product mitochondrial pyruvate carrier 2b (gene mpc2b). The transcript has 5 exons. Gene Ontology annotation, biological process: pyruvate import into mitochondria. NCBI's taxonomy places the organism in Eukaryota, Metazoa, Chordata, Actinopteri, Anguilliformes, Congridae. The record is from RefSeq and is a predicted model, not a curated record. Gene Ontology annotation, cellular component: mitochondrial inner membrane. Gene Ontology annotation, molecular function: pyruvate transmembrane transporter activity. The coding region runs from base 309 to 692 and encodes 127 amino acids.